GGCCGCAGCGCCCGGGAUGCCGGAGGCCGCCGGAGGUGCCGCCGGAGGUGCCGCCGGGGCGGGCGGGAGCGGUAGCGGCGCGUAGGGCUGGGCUCGCCGCCAUGCCCAAGUACUACGAGGACAAGGAGGAGGACGAGCGCGCCUGCAGCGGCGUGCGGGAGGACCUGCGGCAGUGCCUGCUGGAGAGCCCCUGCGUGCUGCAGGAAAACAAAAGCCCUAAACAAUGCUUGAGGGAAGGACACUGUAGGAGUUUGCAAGUGACAUUCUUUGCAUGCAAAAGAUCAAUGUUGGAUACCAGGGCAAGAUUCAGAGGAAGGAAGGGAUACUGAAGUCUUCAUCAAGAGACCUAGCCAUGGGAAUUCAGGGUUCAUCAGCACUUUACAAAAAAGAGAGACUAAAGUAAGAAGAUUGUACCUGCUAUAUUCUUUCAUGCAGUGUUUUCGUGGAAGGUACCUGCUCCUGAGUAUUCUUAUAGAUUGACCUGGAUGUGCAUUUAAAUGUUAAAAAGAAGACAAGCCUAAAGCUGCAAGUUCUGGCCAAAAUGGGUACUUGUCAUGUACUUGAAAUAAAAUAUGUGAAAUCCAGAAUAAGCUGCAGAAUUUAUCAUUCUGUUUUGAAGUGAAGUUGUCUUCUGUGACCUUACUGUGAAUUCUGGUCAUGUUUUGCUUUUACAAUAAUAGAAGGUAUAGAACUGGGAGUUCACUUGAUGUGUUGAGGAAGAGUUUUCUUAGCAGACUGGUAUCCCAGAGGAUACCUCAGGAUAGAACUGUUUUCAGAGAUGAAGAGUUGACCACGGUUGUAAAAUGUGUGUGCAAGUUGCUUCCUCUCCAGUAGGUUUGCUGCCCAGUAAAUUUGCACUAAUAGAUGGGAGUUGUGAUGUUUUUCAUUCCCACACUGGUAAGGAAGUAGGAUCUGUGGGGGUAACAGUGCUUAAACUGUGACAGUGGUCAAUAUUAACUGGUUCUGAUUAAGACCUUUUUUCCCAAAGGAAUAUUUUUUUUCUUCUUUCAGUAUCUCUGUGUCAUUCCCUGCCUUUUAGAAGCCUUUAAGAAAUAAAUGGUAGUGUAACUUUUACAAGUGGCAACUCAAAUAACUUCAGACAAGGUGAUUAGAAACAAGAUUGGAAGAUAGUGAGAGUCAUAGUAACUUCUUGGCUGAAGCUUAUAGCCAAGUGUCUGAUUUACAUUUAGUCUGAACAGAUGCAUGCAACACUUAACUGUUUGUAAAAGUGAUGACUUCAGUGAAUGAGUGCAUGUUGAUUAUUUAAUUCUGUCUUAAGCAACUGUUCUGUGAUCAAAGACUGUUUAUAUUCCUUGUAUGUGUAGGACUUUAUUUUUGCAAUUAUAAAUCAACAUUGAUUUCA
This is a messenger RNA of Corapipo altera (White-ruffed manakin), 1363 nucleotides long. Its product is annotated as cytochrome c oxidase assembly factor 5. The record is from RefSeq and is a predicted model, not a curated record. The transcript has 3 exons. The coding region runs from base 102 to 329 and encodes 75 amino acids. Gene Ontology annotation, biological process: mitochondrial respiratory chain complex IV assembly. Gene Ontology annotation, cellular component: mitochondrion. Lineage: Eukaryota; Metazoa; Chordata; Aves; Passeriformes; Pipridae.